GUACUUCCUUUCAGUCGCCAUUGUGUAUAUGUAUCUUGUAAAAGUUUUUAGUGCCGAUUGUGUGCGGUCAGGAGGCACCCUUAUUCACUGUGCAUUUACUGACUAGCAAUACAGCUGGUGGUUAUUUUAUUUAUUGUUCCUUUUUUUUUAGUUAUCUGAUUUUACUGGCACGGCGAAUAAUUGUAGAAGAAAAUGAUGAAUUAUUCGGACUACGACUCGGAGGAUUAUUCCUCAAAUGAAGAUGAAGACUAUGUCCCGUCUGAUGACAACCUGAGUGAGGACGAUUUGAAUGAGUGUGACAAGGAGGAUGGUCUGGAGGCAGAGGACCAAAGCGAAGCACCACGUGAGCAGGUCAAAAAGAAAAAGAACUCAAGUAAAGGCCUUUCUGCUAGAAAAAGGAAAAAAGGAGGAUUGACGCUGCAAGGAGGUGAUAAGGGUGGCACAGACAAACCGAAAGAGGAAGAACUAAAACUGCCUGAAGAAAAGUCAGUAUCAGAAUCCAGCAAGGAUAAAGAGGAACAGCAGAAGAAAAAGGCGGAUGAUCUCUGGACUAGUUUUUUAAGUGAUGUUGGCCCGAGACCAAAGACUGCGACGCCAGGCUCACAACAGACCACAGCCGAUUCAGACAAAGUUAGUAAAUCUGGCAAGGAGUCUCCACAUACAGAACCGAAAACCAUAGAGGCCUCCAGAAUCACAAUAACUAAGGUGUAUGACUUCGCAGGAGAAGAAGUUCGGGUUACUAAAGAAGUGGACGCUGACUCGCAGGAGGCUAAAAGCUUUCUCAAUAAGGAAGAGAAGGAAGAGGAACAGCAGACCCCCAUGUCUAAAGCUUCAGCCGCAUCCUCCCUCACUGCUGGAUCCAGCGUAAAGAGACCAGCAGGGAUGGGCAGUGUCCUGAGCCGUAUUGGAGUAAAGAAGCCUAAAAUGAGCACUCUGGAGAAGUCCAAGCUGGACUGGGACACGUUCAAAACUGAGGAGGGCAUCACUGAAGAGUUGGCCAUUCAUAAUCGAGGCAAAGAAGGGUAUGUGGAGAGGAAGAACUUCUUGGAGAGGGUGGACCAGCGGCAGUUUGAGCUGGAGAAGAACGUUCGCCUUAGCAACAUGAAACGAUGACUGGAAUGGACAAAGUGCAUCCAGUAACAUGCAUACACAAAAACGUGGACUGUUCACUCCGUUUCGUUGUUUCUGUCGCAGCUCUGUUAGCACUUGUCUCUUAGCUCAGAUUUAAGUCCAUGCUUCACUCAUGGCUGGUCUUGUCUUCUGUACACUGAAAUGUUUCUUCUGAGAAAGAGUCAGAUAUACAUACAUCUAGUGUAGCAUGUGUAUUAGAUCAGCCAAGACAUUUUUGAUGUCCAAAUUUUGCUUACCAUCGUAGGCUAUUUAUAUACCUAUCCCGCCUAAAGCUUAAUAAAAUUAUAAAUAGUUAAUCUACCUACUGCAGUUACAUCUCUUUCCCAAGGUCUUAACUUGUCAUGUGACUGUGUUUUUUUUUGGGUUUUUUUUCCUUCCACAGUAUCUUGUUUUCUCUAUAUAUCAAAAUAUCUAUUUUUGGGAAGUGAUUCUUUAUAAAUAAUGUUUUGUAGCUAAUAAGCGACACAGUUUGAGGCAUGGUUGUCAUGAUUUCAGUAUACAAUUAUAAAUCAUGCUCAUCACUUCCCUUGUAGCCCCAGUGCAAAACUAAUCAAAAGAAAUUUGGUCAUCAAAAUGUCUUGGCUGCAGUUCACCCAAUGGCUUACCAUCAUGUAAAAUGCAAAGGUCACACAGCCAUCACUGGCACAAAAAGACAAACGUUAGCCAUCAAUAUCUCUGCAGGGCUUCAUGCUUUCCUUGGGGUAGCACACAGGAUUUGGCACAGGCAACUACGUGAGGAGUGUGUUAGAAGAGAAAAGAUACUGAACUACUCGUCUAGGUCGACUAGAUGUAAGAAACGUUGAGAGACAAGAUCUGUUGAAGAUAAAAUAGUUACCUAGGCUGUAAUUAUUAGUCUUUAUUAUUAGUCACAGUUUUAGACUCUGCAUGACAUGUCAUUCUUUAACUCAUCUGGUGUUUAAGCAUUUUUUUUUGAGGUGAGUUAUCUAUGUACCAGAAUGGAAACCUUAAAAAUAUGCAGUGCAUUUUGGGUUCACAGGACUAGAGCAGGAAUCCCCUGCUGACUUUCACUCUCUGACAGGAAUAAAAGACCAACGUUAUCUGCUACAGCUCAAAAUGAAAAACUACUUGUAGUCCAAGACCUUCAGGGCUGUUUACAGGAUAAACAAAGGAGUGCUGUUUGUCUGUUUCUGUAUGCAUGUUGUUUCUAUUUUGCCUUGUUAAAGUGCUGUAAAUGUCUUUGACAAUAAAUCAAAUCAUCUGGUUUGA
Ictalurus furcatus (blue catfish) is the source of this 2358-nucleotide messenger RNA. It is a transcript of the gene cfdp1, whose product is annotated as craniofacial development protein 1. Lineage: Eukaryota; Metazoa; Chordata; Actinopteri; Siluriformes; Ictaluridae. The record is from RefSeq and is a predicted model, not a curated record. Bases 193 to 1113 code for a protein of 306 amino acids. The transcript has 7 exons.